AAACGACAGACUGAGAGUAAAGCGGCGAUAACAGAGAAGAAUCACACAAGAAAGAGAAGAAUACAAGAAGACGGUGAGCUCUAAUAACAUGAUGCCUGCAGCCAAAGGCAUGUCCCACGUGAUACCCAACCACGUCCUGAGAGUGGGUCAGACCAUCCGCCUGGACCCGGCGCCGGACUCGGGGGUCGGCCAGCACCCCGGCCUCGCCAAGCCCAGCGGUCACCACGACGACGCCGAUCUCGAAAUCUCCCUGGAAAACCUCAACCAGCUCAUCAUGGAUCUGGAUCCGACGUUCGAGCCCAUCCAGGUCAACAAAAGCCCCUCGUGCAUCAGCCCCCCCACAGACACCUCGUCCUCAGACGAAGAUACCUCCCCCUGCAGGCUGGUUUCCAGAGGAUGUCCUCCCAGUUCACCACUGGUUCUCAGAGGAUGUCCUCCCAGUUCACCACUGGUGCUCAGAGGAUGUCCUCCCAGUUCACCGCUGCUUUCCAGAGGAUGCUCUCCCAGUUCCUCGCCCACAGUGGUCCCAUCAGUGUCGCCCAGUAUACCCAUCCCCUCAAACAGCAGCAUCAGCUGCAGCCCUCACGGCUCGCUGGUGUUCUCCAGCUCCCCGACCUCCUCGCUGCCUCCGCUGCCGUGCGGUAGCGCCCCGAGACGAAACCCGUCCACGAAGCAGGACUGCUCCCUGCGCCUGUCAACCUCCAACAGAAACAGCGUCAUCUCGCUGCUGUCCACGUCCACGUGCUCGGACACCAGCUACAUCCUCGGCAGUAAUCUGUCUCUGGCCGGUGAAGACGCCGACUCUCCAGAGUCCAUCCUCUCUUACACUCCGAGCUCCUUCAGCGACGGCUCGAGGUCGAGGCCGUUCGACAUCUGCACCAGUCCGGACAAACCCCCGCUGACGAGGCGAGGCCACGUGCAGGAGCUCCACGGUAAGGGAGUCCACAGCAGCCCGGCUUCCCUCUCGGGGUCGCUGACCGAUAUCCCCGUGCUGCUGGUCAACGGGGCGCCACAGCCAGACCAGCUCCCAGAAAUCGACCUGAUCCCGACCGUCCCCGCGGCCGACCCGAGGCCCAGCUACUCGGGCUUCCAGGCUUGUUUUAAAGGCAGCCAGCCGUCAAUGAAGUUUGUCAUGGACACUUCGAAGUUCUGGUUCCGCCCACACAUGAGCAGAGCAGAAGCUGAAGCGCUGAUCAAAGAUAAAGAAGCAGGAACGUUUGUGGUGAGAGACAGCACCUCCUACAGGGGCAGCUUCGGUUUGGCCAUGAAGGUGGACCAGUCGCCCACCAGCUCCACUCCUGACGCCUACCCAGGAGAAAGCAGCUCAGAUCUUAUCAGACAUUUCCUGAUUGAAUCAUCAGCGAAGGGCGUUCGCAUCAAGGGCUCUUCUCAGGAACCGUACUUUGGUAGCCUGUCUGCCCUGGUCUACCAGCACACCAUCUCUGCUUACGCUUUGCCCUGCAGAUUGUUGCUCCACUCCCAGGAUCUGGGCACAGCAGACGAGAAGGCAAACGAAAAAGCUGCAUUUGAGGACAAGAACAAAAUAGCCUCUAACUUCAUGUACCUGAACGCCGUCCCGACCGAGACGCUGACGGGCCCGUGUGCGGUCCAGAGGGCCGUGACCUCCACGCUGCAGCAGGCCUCCACCUCGCCCACCAUCGUCAACAUGAAGGUGUCUCUGAAGGGCGUCACGCUCACAGAUAUCAAGAGAAAGCUCUUUUUCAGACGCCAUUAUCCUGCUCACCUGCUCAGCUUCGCCGGCGAGGACCCGGAUAAGAGACUGUGGAUGAAAGGUUCAAGCUUCGCUGCGAGGAUGUUCGGCUUCGUGGCGAAAGGCGUGGAGGCCGGCAUGGAGAACGUUUGCCACGUCUUCGCAGAGUACGACCCCCUGCAGCCCAGCAGCCAAGUCUGCGACGUUAUUCAGGCCGCCGUCGCCAAACCGUAGAUGAACUCUCAGUAAAAUGCCCGACACGGGUUACUGUGUCGGCAGGAACCCACAAACCCUGACGCACAGCUGCCAGACCUGCACUGUGGUCAGAUGUCGAACAUGUGAAGACACACAGAACUGAGCAGCUGUCAAAGGAGAGCAAACCACCAAACAUGUGCUUCGACUUUGUUCUCAGUUCACGACACUCAUCUGACUGAUUAAAACUUUUGCACACAAAACAUAUGAAGAAGUUAGAAAAGAUAAAAGUCGACCGACCCGACGACAGCAGCCGAGACAUCAUUCAGAGCACUUUGUCCUCCAUCGGUUAAUUAACGGGAGCAGAUGGAUUCAGAAGCAGUUCAGGCUGAGCUCCACCUCGACUCCACAUCGACACAUCCAGCGGUUGUGUUUCUGCUCUCGCUUCAGAAACGGACAUAAAACUUCAUCCACUACUGAAAACAACAUGUAACCGGCUUGUAAAAAUGCUGCACCGCUACCAUAUAUAUAUGAAAAGCACUUGUUCAUGUAAAAUGUUGGUGAUUAAACUGUUAGCACCUUACGUUUAGUUUAAGGCACUGGAGAGCGCUCGACUCGUUUUAUAUCUUCACGCACGGCGACUCCCACAUGUGUGUGCAAACCGACGUUCUGAAACACAUUUAUGAGGGAAUCUUGAAGAAAAACACCUGAAACGUCGACUCGUCCGUUCAUUUCAAAGCAGAAAUCUGAAUGUAUUUAUAUCACUGGACUGCUCCUCUGUAUGUUCAACUUGUAUGUUUAUGAUGAGAAAUAAAGAUGUUGACCUGCUGAA
Messenger RNA from Stegastes partitus (bicolor damselfish), 2735 nucleotides. Its product is annotated as tensin-4. Gene Ontology annotation, molecular function: protein binding. Gene Ontology annotation, cellular component: focal adhesion. The record is from RefSeq and is a predicted model, not a curated record. Lineage: Eukaryota; Metazoa; Chordata; Actinopteri; Pomacentridae. The transcript is spliced from 12 exons. The coding region runs from base 89 to 1945 and encodes 618 amino acids.